Molecule: messenger RNA, 1419 nt
Organism: Lolium rigidum
Lineage: Eukaryota; Viridiplantae; Streptophyta; Magnoliopsida; Poales; Poaceae
Product: lipid phosphate phosphatase 2-like
Exons: 8
Coding region: 241-1191 (316 amino acids)
Biological process (GO): phospholipid metabolic process
Molecular function (GO): phosphatidate phosphatase activity
Source: RefSeq, a predicted model, not a curated record
CCAAGAGACCGGCUCCAAGUCGACGGCGCGCGCCACCAGGACAAAACGGAGAGGUCCGGCCGUACGACCGAGACGCAUGUGUUUGCUUCAUCGCCCCGCGCCGCCGUUCUUCUCCCAUCAACAAGCCGCUACCGGCCGGCCUGCAACCGUGGUUGAGUACCCCAGCGGACGGAGCAACCAAGGGAGGAGGAUUCGGCCGGCCGGUCACUUGAAUUUCUAUUCUUUUCGACUCAGGACAAGAUGCCGGCACCGGCGGCCAUCCGCACGGCGGCGCCGCCCCCGUACCUGAAGACCCAUGGGGCUAAAGUGGCGAGGCUGCACCUGGUCGACUGGAUCGUUCUGGUCCUCCUCGCCGCCAUCGCCGGGGUGCUCAACAUCAUCGAGCCGUUCCACCGGUUCGUCGGCAAGGACAUGAUGGACACCCUCCUGUACCCGCUCAAGGACAACACCGUGCCCAUCUGGGCCGUCGGGGUAAUCGCGUUGGUUGCGCCGGUGCUCAUCUUCGUCGGGAUCUAUCUGAAGAAGAGGAAUUCCUACGACCUGCAUCACGCCAUACUAGGCCUACUGUUCUCCGUGCUCAUAACUGGGGUCAUCACGGAAGCGAUCAAGAACGGCGUUGGCCGGCCUCGACCCGACUUCUACUGGAGAUGCUUUCCUGAUGGAGUACCGAAUUAUAACAAUAUCACUGGUCAAGUCAUCUGCCACGGAGACUCCGGAGUCAUCAAAGAAGGGCACAAGAGCUUCCCCAGUGGCCAUACCUCAUGGUCUUUCGCCGGGCUAGGCUUCCUGUCGUGGUACCUGGCCGGCAAGAUCAGAGUGUUCGACCGAAGCGGCCACAUAGCCAAGCUCUGCAUCGUGAUCUUUCCGCUGCUGCUCGCGGCGAUGGUCGGCGUGUCGCGGGUGGACGACUACUGGCACCACUGGCAGGACGUGUUCGCCGGUGGUAUUCUCGGUCUGGUGGUUGCUUCAUUUUGCUACCUGCAGUUCUUCCCAUCUCCCUCUAGUGAACAUGGGCACUGGCCUCACGCGUACCAUCACCACAUUCUUAAUCCAGAAGCCGAGAACCAAGCGCAGUCAGCAGCUGCUGCCUCGGAUUUCAAUCAUUCCGUAGUCCCUUUCGCCGUUGGCAUGGAGGUGAGAAACAGUGCCCGAGCAUUGGACUCCAUGGAGGCCGGCAGCAGAGCUCGGUAACUGAAUACCAUGAGAAACACCACUUUAUAGUAGGCUUUCCCGCCAUUGUCUUUCUCAUUAAUUAGGUAGAUAGCAAGCUUCUUAUGUACAUGCUUCUUGUAAAGAUACGUGAAAACUUGGCGGCUUUAUCCAUGGCGUCCCUCUACCCAUCGUCUCACAAACAAUGAAACCCUCACAUACAACACCGGCCAGUUUCAAAAUCUGGCAAGUAUUUGUGUGUUUUUACUA